AUGCUUCCAUUGUUGCCGAAUCAACUUGCUUAUCUAGCAGUGUGGUAUUCGCAGAGAGACGAACCCCGCGCAUCAGAUGAAGUGAUAUCCCUUCAUUAUGAUGCACUGGGAUGGUACAACACUGGGCAUGAUUGCCAAGGGCAAUUACUGGGUAAUUUGAGUUUCAUGCUGAUCUUUCGCUUUGAACGUCAAGGCAAUGACGAAGACUUAGAUCAGGCUAUCGCACUUCAGAGGGAAGCGCUGGUUUUGCACCCGGUCGGUCACACAGAUCGGUCCAAGUCAUUAAAUAAUCUUGCGUAUGGACUCUCCUCCCGCUUUGAGCACCGAGGCAAUGACGAAGACUUGGAUCAGGCUAUUGCACUUCAGAGGGAAAUGCUGGCUUUGCACCCGGUCGGUCACACAGAUUGGUCCGACUCAUUAAAUAACCUUGCGGAUGGACUCUUCUUCCGCUUUAAGCACCGAGGCAAUGACGAAGACUUGGAUCAGGCUAUCGCACUUCAGAGGGAAACACUGGUUUUGUGCCCGGAUCGAGUCUCUACACCGGUCGGUCACACAGAUCGGUAUAAGUCAUUAAAUAACCUUGCCACUCAACUCUCCUCCCGCUUUGAGCACCGAGGCAAUGACGAAGACUUGGAUCUGGCUCUCGCACUUCAGAGGGAAGUGCUGGCUUUGCACCCGGUCAGUCACACAGAUCGGUCCAAGUCAUUAAAUAACCUUGCGUAUGGACUCUCCUCCCACUUUGAGCACCGAGGCAAUGACGAAGACUUGGAUCAGGCUAUCGCACUUCAGAGGGAAGUGCUGGCUUUGCGCCCGGUCGGUCACACAAAUCGGUCCGACUCAUUAAAUAACCUUGCGAGUGAACUCUCCACCCGCUUUGAGCACCGAGGCGAUGAUGAAGACUUGGAUCAGGCUAUCGCACUUCAGAGGGAAGCGCUGGCUUUGCGCCCGGUCGGUCACACAGAUCGGUCCUCGUUAUUAAAUAACCUUGGGAAUCAUUUCUCCUCCCGCUUUGAGCACCGAGGCAAUGUCAAAGACUUGGAUCAAGCUAUCGCACUUCAGAGGGAAACGCUGGCUUUGCACCCGGUCGGUCGCCCAGAUCGGUCCAAUUUAUUAUCCCAUACGGCGCUAGCUAAGGUCUACUAUCUAUCAACCUAUCACCCAGGGCCUGACGGUGCGGGCGAAGCUAAUGGCAGUCUGAAUGCCUUCAUCCAUCAUCUCAAGGCAGCAGCAAAUGUUGUCUCUGGAGGCUCUCUAUCUCGCCUGCAAGCAAGUCUGAGCUGGGUUCGCCAUGCUCGUCGACAUUCACAUGAUACUGAACUGGAGGCUCAUGCAACUUCCAUGCAACUUCUGGAUGCUUACAUGUCCACGACAGCUUCAGUAUCGUCUCGUCACAAUAUCAUGAAGGACUUCCCAAAUACGCUUGCCGUGGAUGCUGCAUCGUGUGCUCUUCGCAGUGGUGACGUGCGUCAUGCUGUUGAGUUGUUGGAACAAGGCAGGACGAUCAUCUGGACCCAGAUGAUGCGACUCCGCACGCCUCUUGAUAGUCUCCAGACACACGGCGAUCACGCAGCGGCCCUGAUGAAGAAAUUCAGAGACCUCAGCUCCCUCCUUGAUAAACCUCCUGCGAACGAUCGAGAAGCAACCCCAGGAGUCGAUGUAGAAGUAGAAGAAACCCGGUACAGACGUAUAGUGAAGGAAUGGAAUGGAGCUGUAGAAGAGAUCCGGAAGAUCAAGGGCUUCUCUCGCUUCCUCCUUCCCCCCUUAUUCUCCGAUCUUCAAGAUGCAGCUCGUGAUGGGCCUAUCAUCAUACUCAUCGCAAGCGAGUCAUCUUGCCAUGCCAUCAUUAUCCCGCACGAGCAACCUCCAACUAGCAUUCAACUCCCUACCAAUCUCGAGAAACUCCAGGCAUUGGUGGUCAAACUCAAACGGGAAAGCGGAGAAGCACUGAGAAAAGCCUUGAUGGAGUUGUGGGACGACGUCGUCGGCCUGGUGGUCGGAAAUCUGGACAAAUUUGCACGACCAGGUUCCAGAAUAUGGUGGUGCCCGACGUCUGUCUUCAAUUUCUUGCCGUUGCACGCUGCUGGCGCGUACAGGCGAGGUGGACGAUUGCUGUCGCAGUUAUAUAUCUCUUCAUACAUGCCAUCGCUUGCUGCGCUGAUAAAGGCUCGCAGACAUGACAGGUCCCUGUCAGUGUUCUUUGCUGCCAUCGGUCAGAAUUGCCCAGCCGGUGCUUCAUUCACUCUGGAUUGUGUGGAACCUGAACUGGAAUUAGUGCGAAGUCUUUUACCCCCUCCCCCAACUGUCUCCUUCACCAAGAUAACCAGCGUUGAUGCAACGAAAUCGAGGGCACUGCACGCGCUGCAACAUAAUACCUGGCUUCAUUUUUCGUGCCACGGGACACAGAAAUAUGAGGACCCCUUCAAUUCAGCAUUUCUCAUGAGAGACCAACUGCUUUCACUUCUCGACAUCACACAAACGGAUCUGUCUCGGCAUGAAUUUGCAUUUCUUUCUGCUUGUGAAACCGCAGUCGGUGACUUGAGUACUCCUGAUGAAGUAGUACACCUAGCCGCUGGCCUACAAUUUGCUGGGGUGAAGAGCGUUGUUGGGACAUUAUGGAAAGUCGACAAUAGUACCGUGCAGCGCUUAGUCGAGGCAUUCUACAAAAUCUUUUGCGGGGAUGGGACAAUGAAUUCGAAACGAGCUGCCCGAGCGCUUCACCAAGCGGUCCAGUCGUUGGCGGCACCCAGGCAUGGCCACGACGCGGAACCUGUUGCCAACUUGAAGGACUUCGAUAUUCCAGACUUUGAGACUGUAUACCUCCACGACAUGUACACCCAAUUUCGACUUCAAUUUUAUGGAACGGUGGAAGAACAUACGAAAAUUGAAGAACAAAUAGAAAUAAGGAAAUGGAUGAGUUCCUUGGACAAGCAAAGUAGAAAGCAACACGAAAAACGUAAGGAGAAUACUGGACGCAGUGCGGCAGAGUCGCAGACAUACCAAAUUGUCCUGGUACAACAAUGGGAUCAUCAUCAUCUCCGAGGAUUGGUUGGUGGGGAUAACGACUAG
Suillus subalutaceus is the source of this 3066-nucleotide messenger RNA. RefSeq names its product CHAT domain-containing protein. The coding region runs from base 1 to 3066 and encodes 1021 amino acids. The record is from RefSeq and is a predicted model, not a curated record. Gene Ontology annotation, molecular function: protein binding. Lineage: Eukaryota; Fungi; Basidiomycota; Agaricomycetes; Boletales; Suillaceae. The transcript is spliced from 5 exons.